Molecule: messenger RNA, 486 nt
Organism: Serpula lacrymans var. lacrymans S7.9
Lineage: Eukaryota; Fungi; Basidiomycota; Agaricomycetes; Boletales; Serpulaceae
Exons: 1
Source: RefSeq, a predicted model, not a curated record
CUUUCGGACCAUAAGCCAGAUUCCUCGAGUCCAUUUGGUGACACAUCUUCGAUAUUGUCAGGUGCAAUGCCUCCUAGAUCCCCUCUGGCCCCAGUGGAUCCGUCUAUUCCGGAUGUAAAGCCUUCGAGAUCAACUGAUGCCCAUUCUUCUAUGGAUGCUCAUCGGCACCGAGAAUUGAAGUGGAUGGCUCUCCUGCCUACAACACCUCCCGCACAGGCGAGGAAGAGUAAGAAAGUCAGACGGCUGCUAAUAGAGGGUGUCCCUUCUUCUGUGCGCUACCUUGUUUGGUGUCAUCUAACCGAUAGCAAAGCACGCGCUCUACCCAAUGUUUAUUCUCAGCUUGGGAAACGAGGGCGGGUCCCAGUAUUCAAUGAGAUUGAGCGCGAUGCACAAAGGCUUUUCCCAGAUCAGGCACAGUUGCACAACGCCAAAGGCCCUUUAGUGUCACUUUUGCAGGCGUACCUAAGCAUGGUACCGGACAUCCAA